Purpureocillium lilacinum is the source of this 1593-nucleotide messenger RNA. RefSeq lists its product as uncharacterized. Gene Ontology annotation, biological process: positive regulation of DNA-templated transcription. The record is from RefSeq and is a predicted model, not a curated record. Gene Ontology annotation, cellular component: nucleus. NCBI's taxonomy places the organism in Eukaryota, Fungi, Ascomycota, Sordariomycetes, Hypocreales, Ophiocordycipitaceae. Gene Ontology annotation, molecular function: zinc ion binding; transcription coactivator activity.
AUGUCCCUCGCGCAGCUGUCGCAGCUGCUCCCUCUCCCGGAAGAGGACCUCCGGCAAGUCCUCGACUAUGCGGCGACCCUUUCCAAGCCCGAGGCUGCCGAGCAUUUCAACAACUUGCUUGGCGACUCGCCCCUCGCCGUCGACUUCAUUGCUUCCUUCAACUCUCAUCGAAAGGAGCCCGCGCCUCCGCCACCCGCAGCGAACAACUCUCGACCGGCAGAAACUCUCGAUGCCGUACCCAAGGCCAAGCGAGCGCCGAAAAAGAAGAAGCCAGCAAUCCACACCCCGGAGGCAAGAAGAGUCGAAGACUACGCCGGGCCGGCGAGCGUCGCAUACAGCAAGAAGGACCAGAUUCUAGACUACAUACCGCAGCGGGCGAGCGCCCCGAGCAGCAGCCAUGCCUCUCGGUCGGCGACGCCGCCCGCACCAGCGCCCGUUCAGCAACCCCCGAAGCAGCACGCCUCAUCCGCCGGAUUCCUCAUAUCCGACAUCCCAUCCAAGUCCAAAGCAAAGUCCAACCCCUCCUCACGGAGCUCCACACCAAAGCCGUCCAACACAAACAGCACCAAGGUUUCGAUCGCCGGAGGCACGCCGAUGGCGGGACAGUCCACAGCGCUGGCUGAUCUAGACGCUGCCAUCCGAGCCCUGGAGAUCACCACGAACCCGUCGCUGGAUAAUGGCAAGAGGAGAAAAUGCAACUGUGUCGCGACGAGGCACCCUCUGCAGAGCGCCGCUCCCAACUGCCUGUCAUGCGGCAAGGUCAUUUGCAUGAAGGAGGGCCUCGGACCGUGUUCCUUUUGCGGCUCACCUCUUCUGAAUCCGGAUGACGUCCAGGCCAUGAUCCGGGAACUCAAGGACGAGCGGGGGCGAGAACGGAUGGCGGUCAACGCCAGCGCCAACAGGCGAGCAGAGGUAUCCAAGAAACCAGCUCCCUUUAUGCAGCCGCGCGUAGGCGAUGCCGACGAUGGUUCUUCACUGGCCGACGCCGCGGCGAAGGCGCGCGAGCAUCGCGACAAGCUCCUCAACUUCCAGGCCCAAAACGCUCGAAGAACGACGGUCCGCGACGAGGCCGCCGACUUUGACGUGAGCGGCGCCGUGACGGGUCUGGGAAGCAUGUGGGCGAGCCCCGAGGAGCGGGCCAAGGAGCUGAAGCGCCAGCAGAAGCUCAUGCGGGAGAUGGAAUGGAACGCACAGCCGGACUACGAGAAGCGGAGGCAAGUGCUGAGCAUCGACCUCGUGGGCGGAAAGGUGGUGCGGAAGAUGGCGGCGAUUGAGCGGCCCGUGACGCCCGAAUCGGACGAGGACGAGGGUGUGCUUGGUGAGACGUCUGGGAAUGCAGCCAGCAACGGCUCUCGCACGGGAGGAGGUACUUUCAGUGCCAAUCCCCUUCUGGGCGCGCUGCUGAAGCCCGUCUACGAGAUCAAAGAGGGCAACGGCAAAGGGAAGGACACUGGGGAACCACAAAGCCGGCGAGACAGGAAGAAGGGAUGGCGCAGGGUACAGGAUGAUCUAGACGACAACGAGGACGUCAUUCUAGAUGGUGGUAUACAUGGCCAUGUUGGCGCUGCCGGCGACGAGCCAGAGUGUGGAUAG